CAGGCCCCGGGCCGAGAAGGGGGCCAACCGAGGGAUUUGUGGGCUGCGGCUGCCGGGAACCAGCCUCGGGGCAAAGGAUCACGGAGCCGCCCGCCCGGGAGCCCUCUCGGGUACCCCAGGGGCCUCGAGCGCAUCCUUCUCCAGCCCGCGCACGCCGGGUUUCUCAGAUCUCUUUUCCUGGUUAGCGCGCAGCCUUAUCUAGGCCAGCGGGCGGGUUGUGCUGGGCCGUCUCGGGGAAGCAAACUGACUCCCGCCCCGGAACAUCCCCGCCAUGAAGCCCAACUUCUCUCUGCGCCUGAGGGUCUUCAACCUCAACUGCUGGGGUCUUCCCUACGUGAGCAAGCACCGUUCUGACCGCAUGAAGCGUCUGGGAGACUUUCUGAAUAUGGAGAGCUUCGACUUGGCUCUACUGGAAGAGGUGUGGAGUGAGCAGGACUUCCAGUGCCUGAAAGAGAAACUGUCUUUCACUUAUCCAGCUGCACACUACUUCAGGAGCGGAAUCAUUGGCAGUGGCCUCUGUGUCUUCUCCAAACACCCAAUCCAGGAAAUCAUCCAGCAUGUCUACACCCUCAAUGGCUACCCCUACAUGAUCCAUCAUGGUGAUUGGUUCUGUGGGAAGGCUGUAGGACUCCUGGUGUUCCAUCUAAGUGGACUUGUGCUCAAUGCCUAUGUGACCCACCUCCAUGCCGAGUACAGCCGACAGAAGGACAUCUACCUAGCACAUCGUGUGGCCCAAGCUUGGGAACUGGCCCAGUUCAUCCACCACACAUCCAAGAAGGCAGACGUGGUUCUUUUGUGUGGGGACCUCAACAUGCACCCAAAAGAUCUGGGCUGCUGCCUGCUGAGGGAGUGGACAGGACUGCAUGAUGCCUACCUUGAGACCCAGGAUUUUAAGGGCUUUGAAGAAGGCUAUACCAUGGUACCCGAGAACCAUUACGUCAGCCAGAAGGAUCUGGAGCCAUUUCCAUGUGGCAUCCGCAUUGACUACGUGCUUUACAAGGCGGUUUCUGGAUUCUGCAUCUCCUGUAAGAGUCUCAAAUCCACUGCAGGCCAUGGCCCCUACAAUGGCACCCCCCUCUCUGAUCAUGAGGCCCUCAUGGCUACUCUCUGUGUGAGACAUAGUCCCCUCCAGCAAAAUCCCAGCUUUACCUAUGGACCAGCAGGGAGGUUGCCGUUGAUCAGUGUGCUGAGGGAGGCCUGGACAGAGCUGGGGCUGGGUAUAGCCCAGGCUCGUUGGUGGGCUGCCUUCGCUGGCAAUGUGAUUGGUGUCGGGCUGCUUCUCCUGGUGUUGCUUUGUUUCCUUGUAGCAGAAGAAAGGGCCAGGGAAGUGGCCAUACUGCUUUGGACGCCCAAUGUAGGACUGGUGCUGGGGGCAGGCGCAGUCUACCUCUUCCACACGCAGGAGGCCAGAGGCUUGUGUAGGGUCCAGACUGAGCUCCAGCAUGUGCUUGGAAGGGAAAGGGAAGCCCAGGACCUGAGCUCAGAGCGUCAGUUAGCUCUGCUCCUGGGGCAGGAGAGGGGACAGAACUGAGGAUCAAUAAAGCUUGACAUUUUA
Marmota monax (woodchuck) is the source of this 1555-nucleotide messenger RNA. RefSeq names its product sphingomyelin phosphodiesterase 2 (gene Smpd2). Bases 272 to 1531 code for a protein of 419 amino acids. The record is from RefSeq and is a predicted model, not a curated record. Lineage: Eukaryota; Metazoa; Chordata; Mammalia; Rodentia; Sciuridae. The transcript is spliced from 11 exons. Gene Ontology annotation, cellular component: cytoplasm. Gene Ontology annotation, molecular function: sphingomyelin phosphodiesterase activity.